Molecule: messenger RNA, 282 nt
Organism: Angiostrongylus costaricensis
Lineage: Eukaryota; Metazoa; Nematoda; Chromadorea; Rhabditida; Metastrongylidae
Source: the annotation of a GenBank genome assembly
AUGAAAGCUGAGAGUUCGAAAGUCGCCAUGAGACGUUUGUCUCCAGAAACACUCGAGUUGAUACGUCAGCGUGGAAUCGCACAAGCUGCAGGCAACCGCGAACUAACGACCGAACUUGCAAAACAAUGUAGACAGGCGAUAAAAGAAGAUCUUAAAGAGAGAAGGGCAGCAGUAAUACUCGAAGUCUGGGAAAACUAUUCGCAAAGCCCACCGAAGCUUCGCCAAUUACAAGACCAAAAAUUGCACUCCGGCGCCCAGAUGGAACAGUUACAGCGUCCAUAA